CUCCGCAACAGAACUUCUCGUGAUGGACGAAAUCAAACGCGGCGUUGCCAGUUUUUCACAAAACGUUACCCCAAGAAGAGGAGUGUAUGACAUGAAUUUUAAAGAAAUCGUAAAAGUGAAUGUUGCUGUACUGGAAACCUGUGCUGUUAUGGUACCGGAUUUGAAAGGACCCAAUGACACUUUUUGGUUUUUGAUCAGACUUUUUAUUUACCUAGUCGGCAUCUAUGGGACUCAAGUAGUAAGCGAAGUUUUGCAUUUCAUUUUACUUAAUACAAGUAUUCAAGAAUUAGCUGCAGCUUCAUUUCUUUUUUUGACUCAUGCUGUACAAAUUACAAAGGUAUUUUACCUGUUCAAAUACAGAUUAAGAGUUAGAAAACUGAUUAACUGUUUAAACCAACCGAUCUUUCAACCACAAUCGGAUAAACAACGAACAACUUUGACAAAUUAUAUCAAAUUAUCAAAAUUUGCUAGUUUCAGUUUUUUGACUGCAGGAGUAUUAACCUGUAUUUUUUGGGCAACUUAUCCGUUUACUGAAGAUGAACUAAAGCUCCCUUUAGCAGGAUGGUUUCCUUUCGAUACUACCGUUAGUCCUAAUUUUGAAUUAGCCUACACUUAUCAGUGCAUGGCCACUACUUUGAAUGGAAUAACCAUUAUAAGUAUUGACACGUUAUGGGCAGGUAAGUUAUAA
Molecule: messenger RNA, 688 nt
Organism: Psylliodes chrysocephalus
Lineage: Eukaryota; Metazoa; Arthropoda; Insecta; Coleoptera; Chrysomelidae
Source: the annotation of a GenBank genome assembly